AUGAAAGUCUUCGGUGUUCCAUUCGUCCUUGUGCGACACGUCAAGGUAGCCAUUCUUCCAAUCGUGAACACGACUUCGGAGGCAGUGGGCAAGCUCAAGCUCAUGGGAGCCAAUGAGGCCAUGGUGAUGGCGCAAACCGGAACAACCAGUGCCGCAAACAGGCUUCGACCUCUGCGGCUCUUCACCCUCGCGUCGGCUCUUACACAGCAGAUCGGAGCUGGUGCUCUUCUGGCUAAAAACGAGACUGCACACUCCGCGGCAGAGGCCACAUUCAUGGGUGGCAACAUUUAUUACCUCGACAACGCAAACCGCACGAGCAACGCAGCUAGCGGAGCGAGUGCCACGAAUCUUCAGCAUUGCGUUUGCUUUGGCACGCCAUGCCAAAGCUACCGUGCUAGCACAUCGAAAUGGUGUGCCCUGAUCUCACGCAAAAUGCCACCGCCUACUGUUUUUGAUGUUAAAGCAUGUCUUUAG
This is a messenger RNA of Cladophialophora bantiana CBS 173.52, 474 nucleotides long. RefSeq lists its product as uncharacterized. The record is from RefSeq and is a predicted model, not a curated record. Bases 1 to 474 code for a protein of 157 amino acids. The transcript has a single exon. Lineage: Eukaryota; Fungi; Ascomycota; Eurotiomycetes; Chaetothyriales; Herpotrichiellaceae.